UUGACAAAAACAAACGGCGACGGCGCUACCGCGGGGUCUAUGGCCGAGGCGGUGAGGCCUCCGCGCCGGGCUAAGGCCAAGGCCAGCCGGACUAAAACCAAGGAAAAGAAGAAAUCUGAAACCCUUCAGAGGGAAGAAUCCGAUGAAGUCUCCCUUCCAAAAACCUCCAGAGAGCUGGAAAUCCCUACUCCAGCUUGUGGAUUCAAAGGAGACUGUCUGAAGGUGUUAACUGAUUCCCAGCUCCAGAAUGCUGCCAGUAGACAAAACGAGAGUGAAAUGUUUGAUGUACCACUCACCUCCUUAACUAUAAGCAAUGAAGGGUCCCUGACAUGGAACACAGAGACCCUAAAGGAAGGGGAGGAGGUCAGAGCCUGUGUUGGGGAUGAUGCACUGAAGCUGAAGGUUGACCCUGGAGACAAUGUCGGAACCAAAGUAGACACCCCCAAGAACUUUACAGAAGUAGAGGAAAAUAAGUUGGUACAGUGUGCACCUUCUGAAAGCACCUUGCAAUCUAAUUUUUUUUAUACUCAGCAGGAAACGGAAAAUUUACAGGUCAGAGAAACUCAGAAAAAGAAAGACAAGCAAGCCUUGGGUUUUUCUUCAGAGGUGCUACAAAAUGUUGGCUUGCAGAGUUCUUGUGAAGCCAAAGACAUUUUUCAGCCACCUAGAGUGAAAAAACUGUAUCCUCAGUUGCCAGCCGAAAUUGCUAGAGAAGCAUCAGCUUUGGUGGCAGCGAAACCCUUGUUUCGUAAUGAGCGACUCUACCCAGAGCUCCCAUCUCAACCAGAACUAGUACCAUUUACUAAAGAACAGCUAAAAAUCUUUGAGCCUGGUUCAUGGCUGGAAAAUGUUGAGUCGUAUUUAGAAGAAUUCGACAGCAUGGCUCAUCAGGACAGGCAUGAAUUCUAUGAGUUGCUUUUGAACUACUCACGAUGUAGGAAGCAGCUACUGCUGGCUGAAGCUGAGCUACUUGCCCUGACGUCUGAUUGCCAAAAUGCGAAAAGUCGACUGUGGCACUUUAAGGACGAACAGUUGUCUGUGCAGGGUAUCUGUGCAGAUCAAGUGAAAGUUUCAGGCUAUCAUCGCUACCAGAGAGUAGAGAUGAAUGAAAAUGCACUGGGGGAGCUAAAGAAGCUAUUUGAUGCCAAAUCUGAGCACCUCCACCAGACCCUCGCUCUGCAUUCAUACACCUCUGUGCUCUCAAAGUUGCAAGUGGAGUCUUACAUUUAUGCCUUACUCAAUGGUUCAGCUCUUCUGAGAUCUUUAGCAAUUCAAGGCCGAGCUUGUAAACAGACAGAAAGCUUUCCCUCUGACCUGUGUCAACUAAAGGAGUGCAUCAGUGUCUUAUUCAUGUUCACCAGAAGGGUUAAUGAAGAUACACAGUUCCAUGACGAUAUUCUUCUCUGGCUGCAGAAAUUGGUGUCAGUGUUACAAAGAGUUGGCUGUCCUGGUGAUCACUUCUUCCUUUUAAACCAUAUUCUUCGAUGCCCAGCUGGUGUUAGUAAAUGGGCUGUUCCUUUCAUCCAGAUCAAAGUGUUGAAUAAUCCAUCAGGGGUCUUUCAUUUUAUGCAGUCCCUUGCUCUGCUAAUGUCUCCUGUCAAAAAUCGAGCGGAGUUCCUGUGCCACAUGAAGCCUAGUGAGCAGAAGCCAUCCUCCUCGGGGCCUGCAUCCGGGACGUGGACGCUGGUAGAUGAAGGAGGAGAAGAGGACGAAGACCCCGAGACCAGUUGGCUUCUCCUUAAUGAAGAUGACUUGGUUGUCCUUUUAUCCCAGUUUCCGUUCCAUGAACUCUUUCAACAUCUUCUUGGGUUUAAAGCAAAAGAUGAUUAUUCACCUGAAACAACAAGACCUCAAGAGAUGAUGAAAAUUUUUGCCUUUGCUAACUCACUAGUGGAGCUUCUGGCUGUGGGGUUAGAAACCUUUAAUAGGGCACGCUACAGGCAGUUUGUGAAGCGAGUUGGUUAUAUGAUCAGGAUGACCCUUGGUUAUGUGAGCGACCACUGGGCACAGUUUGUGAGCCACAACCGAGGCUUGGGUUUGGCCCAGCAGCCCUACUCCGUGGAGAAACUACAGGUUGAAUUUGAUGAGCUGUUUUUGAGAGCUGUCCUACAUGUGCUGAAAGCCAAAAGACUUGGCAUUUGGCUGUUUAUGUCGGAAAUGCCCUUUGGGACGCUGUCCGUCCAGAUGCUCUGGAAGCUCUUCUACCUCAUGCACCAGGUGGAGAGUGGGAAUCUGGAGAAGCUGUGUGUCACUCUCCCGCCUGCUGAGUGCAAGAAGCAUCUCCAAGACCCAGAACACUUUGUGAACUUUGAGAAGUGUCUGUCUUCCAUGAAUAGCUCGGAAGAGAUUUGCCUUCUGACUACAUUUGCUCAGAUGGCUCAGGCCAGAAGAACCAAUGUGGAUGAAGACUUCAUAAAAAUUAUUGUUCUGGAGAUAUAUGAGGUAUCUUAUGUCACCCUGUCUACCAGAGAGACUUUUUCAAAGGUUGGUCGAGAACUCUUAGGGGCCAUCACAGCUGUUCACCCUGAGAUAAUUUCUAUCAUUUUGGAUCGAGUUCAAGACACCAUUGACCAGGUGGGAAUGGUUUCUUUAUACUUGUUUAAAGAACUGCCUUUGUAUCUCUGGCGACCGUCUGCCUCUGAGAGAGCUGUGAUUCGGGAUUGGUUAUUGAAUUAUAACCUGGCAAUGGUGAAGAAUAAAUUGGCCUGUGUUAUUCUAGAAGGACUCAAUUGGGGAUUUGGUGAACAGGGUACCCUUCAUCUGGAUCAAGCAGUCCAUGCUGAAGUGGCUUUAAUGAUUCUUGAAGCGUACCAGAAAUUCCUUGCACAGAAGCCGUAUGCCGGGCUUCUUUCUGAAAGUAUGAAGCAGGUUUCAUAUUUGGCCAGUAUUGUUCGAUAUGGAGAGACACCUGAGACCUCAUUUAAUCAGUGGGCCUGGAACUUGAUCUUGAGGUUAAAACUGCACAAAAAUGAUUCUGGAAUACAGCAGAAUUGUCCAACUGUUCCCUUCUCCAGCACUGUGCCUGACAUGACAGAGUCACCCACGUUUCAUCCUCUCUUGAAGGCUGUUAAGGCGGGCAUGCCCAUCGGCUGUUAUCUGGCUUUAGCUAUGACCACCGUGGGCCACAGCAUUGAGAAGUUCUGUGCCGAAGGCAUCUCACUGUUAGGAAUUCUGGUCCAGUCGAGGCAUUUGAGAACAGUGGUUCAUGUCUUGGAUAAGAUCCUGCCUUUGUUCUACCCUUGCCAGUAUUACCUUCUGAAGAACGAGCAAUUUCUGUCACACCUCCUCCUGUUCCUACACCUGGACAGUGGUGUCCCUCAGGGUGUCACACAGCAGGUCACCCACAAGGUGGCACAGCACCUGACAGGAGCCAGCCAUGGGGACAACGUGAAGCUUCUCAACAGCAUGAUCCAGGCGCACAUAUCCAGAAGCACCCAGCCCAAUGAAGUGGGCCCUGUUGCCGUGUUGGAGUUCUGGGUUCAGGCUCUGAUAAGCCAGCAUCUUUGGUACCGAGAACAAGCUGUCCUCUUCCUCCUGGACCAGUUGUGUAAAACAGCUUUUCAGCUGAUGCAGGAAGACUGUGUGCAGAAAUUACUUUACCAGCAACAUAAGAAUGCUCUGGGUUACCACUGUGAUCGGAGUCUGCUCUCUUCUUUGGUGAGCUGGAUCGUGGCUGGCAACAUCACUCCUUCCUUUGUGGAGGGCCUGGCCAUGCCCACUCAGGUCUGGUUCGCCUGGACAGUACUGAACGUGGAAUCCAUCUUUGAAGAAGACUCCCAGCUCCGUCGAGUUGUUGAAGGGGAAUUGGUGAUAAACUCUGCUUUUACCCCUGACCAAGCUCUGAAGAAAGCCCAGGCCCAGCUGAAGCUCCCCAUCGUCCCAUCCCUGCAGAGGCUGCUGAUUUAUCGUUGGGCCCACCAGGCCCUUGUCACACCUUCUGAUCACCCUCUUCUGCCUCUCAUUUGGCAGAAGUUCUUCCUCCUGUAUCUUCACCGCCCAGGACCACAAUAUGGGUUACCCAUAGAUGGUUGUAUUGGAAGAAGGUUUUUUCAAAGCCCUGCUCAUAUCAGUUUGUUGAAAGAAAUGAAGAGGCGCCUGACGGAGGUGGCUGACUUCCACCAUGCUGCGAGCAAGGCCCUCCGCGUUCCAGCAGAGGGCAGUGAAGGGCCGCCUGCCAGCCAGGCUGGCACCCCCGGCUACCUGACUUCACCAGAGCUGCACACGGAGCUCGUGAGGCUCUUCAAUGUGUAUAUAUUAUGGCUGGAAGAUGAGACUUUUCAGAAAGGAGAUACCUAUAUCCCUUCUCUACCAAAGCAUUACGAUAUUCACAGGCUAGCAAAAGUGAUGCAGAAUCAGCAGGAUCUAUGGAUGGAGUAUUUGAACAUGGAGCGCAUACAUUAUGAGUUCCAGGAAACCAUUAGUCUGUGGACGCAGGCCACACUGGAAUCCCAUUCUCCGCCCUGCAGCUUGUCGGUGCAGCUGGAUGUCACUGAUCCUUUGUUGGCUAAAGAAAGGGUUUUAAGUAACUUGCGGAAGCAUGAGGCUCCCCAGCCUCCCCUUGACCUGCACCCAGUGAGGCCUCCUGUGCCAGUCAUUUCCUCAGCCGUCCUCCUGAGUCAGAAGGACUCCACCCAGCUGGUGCGCACGGACCUGAAUCUGUUGCAGCAGCAGGCCAGAACUGCAGCUCUUCGAGAAUCCCAGCAGGUUGCCCUGGAGAGUGAGCUGUUGGACACAAUGCCCAAACAGUACGUGAAUAGGGAAGAACAGACCACACUGCAUUUGGAGUGUAGAGGCAGUAGCGGUAAGAAAUGCCAAGGACCAGCUGUUGUCACAGUUCAGUUUGAAGGUAUGCAUAAAAAUGAAGCAAUAAGCCAGCAGCUUCAUGUUUUACAAAAAGAGGUGAAGCAGUUGCAAGCCGAAGCUGCUAAACCACCAUCACUUAAUACUGUGGAAGCUGCGGUCCAUGCAGAAAACUUGAUUACGGCCUUAGUGAAUGCCUACAAGUUGCAGCCUACCCCUGGGGUUCAGAAGGUUGGCAUUAGCCUCUUCUUUACUGUUGUGGAUUAUGUCAGUGAUGAAACUCAGCGUCAUCCUCCCACAAGGCAAUUCUUUACAUCAUGUAUUGAGAUCUUGGGACAGGUGUUUAUCAGCGGCACUAAGUCUGAAUGCAGGAAAGUACUGGAGACCAUUCUGAAGAAUAGAAGGCUCUGCUCUCUGCUGUCUCCUUUCUUCACUCCCAAUGCUGCACCCACGGAAUUCAUUCAGCUCUAUGAGAAAGUGGUGAAGUUUCUAAGUGAGGACAACAGUGAUAUGAUUUUCAUGCUGCUGACCAAGUUCAAUCUUAAGCAAUGGUUAAACACCACUAAACCUCCUCUGUCUGAUCGUACCAGGCUUCUGGAGUCCAUUCAUUUGGCACUUACUGCCUGGGGCCUUGAACCAGAUGAAGAUAUUUUGAUGCCAUUUAAUCUUUUCUGUAAGCACUGGACUUACCUUCUUCUCUACCAGUUCCCUGACCAGUACAGUGACAUUCUCAGGCUGCUGAUGCAAAGCUCCGCCGAGCAGCUGCUGAGCCCCGAGUGUUGGAAAGCCACUCUGAGAGCCCUGGGCUGCUGUGCUCCAAACUGCCAGCAGGGGGCAGCUUCUGCAGAGAGCUCGGUGCUUCAGAGCUCUCCGGAUGUUCUCUUGUCUGACAAGCAGGUAGUGGAGACUAUACAGUGGCUUUCAAACUUUUUUUAUAAGCUUCGGUUAUCCACAUUGGACUUUAAAAGCUUUGGUUUAUUCUCAAAAUGGAGUCCUUACAUGGCUGAUACGAAGACAUUCUUGGGCUAUCUUGUAAAACGGCUGCUUGAUUCAGAAAUGGCCUGCUUGGCUCAAGACCCAUUUCCCAGCAGCAAAACAGUGCUGAGAUCCCUACAUUCAAUAAUCAUCCAGCUCUUUAAGCCAUGGAUCUUGGUUUUAGAGGACCAUGAAAGCAGCCAACGACAUUACCCCUGGCUGGAGAGUGAUGCUAUGGUGGCCUUAAGCAUUGUGCAGUUGUUCACGGACUGUAUUGACUCCUUGCACGAGAGUUUUAAAGAUAAGCUGUUGCCAAGUGAUGAAGGAGCCCUUCGGUUACACCUGAUGCAUUAUUGUGAAGUGUGUACAGCCCCCAGAAUGCCAGAGUUCAUUCUGUACGCCUUCCAUAGUGCCUACCGGAGACUCCCGUGGAGGGACCUGCAUCCUGACCAGAUGCUCAUGGAGGCCUUCUUCAAAGUGGAACGAGGAAGCCCUAAGAGCUGCUUCUUAUUUUUGGGGUCUGUCCUGUGCGAAGUCAACUGGGUCAGUGUGCUCUCUGAUGCCUGGAGCCCCACUCCCCACCCAGAGACCCGGAGCAUGAUUGUCUGCCUCCUUUUUAUGAUGAUUUUAUUGGCAAAGGAAGAUCAGCUGGUAGACCAAGCAGAUUCACCUCUCCUGAACCUCCUUGGACAAACAAGCUCGCUCUCGUGGCAUCUCGUGGAUACCGUGUCCUACCAGAGCGUGCUCAGUUAUUUCAGCAGCCAUUACCAGCCAGCCAUCAUCCUGGCAAAGGAAUCUUCUGCAGAAUUAAUCAUGAAGCUCCUAAGAGUAUCUGCGGGCCUUUCCAUUCCUACUGACAGCCAGAAACAUCUUGAUGCAGUUCCAAAGUGCCGAGCCUUCACUCAUCAGAUGGUUCAGUUCCUCAGUUCCCUGGAACAAAAUGGAAAAAUCACCUUAGCAGUCCUAGAAAAGGAGAUGUCUAAGCUCUUGGAUGAUAUCAUCGUCUUUAACCCACCUGACAUGGACAGCCAAACCCGCCACAUGGCCCUCAGCAGCCUCUUUAUGGAAGUCCUAAUGAUGAUGAACAAUGCGACUAUUCCAACGGCAGAGUUCCUCCGGGGCAGUGUCCGGACCUGGAUUGGACAGAAAGUGCACGGGCUGGUGGUCCUGCCCCUCUUAACAGCAGCCUGUCAGAGCCUGGCUUCUGUCCGCCACAUGGCCGAGACCACGGAAGCCUGCAUCACUGCUUACUUCAAAGAAGGUUCCCUUAAUCAGAAUUUAGGAUGGGGCCCCAUUCUGGUGUCCCUUCAAGUUCCUGAGCUCACCAUAGAAGAAUUUCUGCAGGAGUGCCUGUCCCUCGGCAGUUACCUGACUCUUUAUGUCUACUUGCUUCAGUGUUUAAAUAGCGAACAGACUCUAAGGAAUGAAAUGAAAGUGCUGCUCAUAUUAAGCAAGUGGUUGGAACAGGUGUAUCCAAGCUCCGCGCAGGAAGAGGCCAAGCUGUUUUUGUGGUGGCAUCAAGUCCUGCAGCUGUCCCUGAUUCAAGCGGAGCAGAGUGACUCGGUCUUGAUAGAAUCUGUCGUUCGAAUUCUGCUCAUGCUUCAGAGCCGGCUGAGCCUGCUGGCGGAGGAGAGGCUCAGCUCUGGGAUUCUGGGGGCUAUUGGGCUGGGCCGGAAGUCACCCCUGUCUAACAGGUUCCGAGUGGUUGCUCGAGGCAUGGCCGCCUUCCUUUCAGUUCAGGUUCCUUCCGAGGAUCAGAUCCGUUUGAAGCCUGGCACGGAAUUACAUCUGACCCCAAAAGCUCAGCAGGCUCUGACUGCUCUUGAAUCCUUGACAUCAAGUAAGCAGUAUGUUGAAUACCAGGAUCAGGUAUCACAAGCUGCACAAUUUAUAAAGCAUCCUGGCCGUUGCCUCCAAGAUGGGAAAAGCUUCCUGGCUCUUCUUGUUAACUGUCUCUAUCCAGAAGUGCAUUAUUUGGACAACAUACGAUAGUAACACUGAGUAUCUCAAGAAACCCUGUUGCUGUUUAUGUUUACAUUUACCUUUGCUGUUGCACAAGUAACUUCGCUCAGUCUCACUGCAGAGCUCAGUUUGGCCAAUGAGUUUGUUGACUGCAAUGCAAGU
Messenger RNA from Zalophus californianus (California sea lion), 7899 nucleotides. It is a transcript of the gene EPG5, whose product is annotated as ectopic P-granules autophagy protein 5 homolog. The record is from RefSeq and is a predicted model, not a curated record. The transcript has 44 exons. Gene Ontology annotation, cellular component: cytoplasm. NCBI's taxonomy places the organism in Eukaryota, Metazoa, Chordata, Mammalia, Carnivora, Otariidae. The coding region runs from base 40 to 7767 and encodes 2575 amino acids. Gene Ontology annotation, biological process: autophagosome maturation.